AUGAAGUUCUCUACAUUAGCAUGCAUCGCAUUUGUGGUCGUAGUAGUAUCGUCUCUGGCUCCGACCAAAGCAGUCGUGGUUCAAGCUGGUUCGGAGAAUGUGGCAUGUGUCGUGACGGAACUUAUACCAUGUUUGGGAGCGAUACAAUCCGGAGGUACUCAUCCGUCGAAGGAAUGUUGUGAAAAACUAAAAGAACAAGUGUCGUGUUUGUGUGAAUACAUCAAAAACCCAUUUUAUGGUCAGUAUGUAGAAUCCGAAAAUGCUCACAAGGUCUUAGCGGCUUGUGGUUUAUCUUUUCCUACUUGUUGA
Molecule: messenger RNA, 309 nt
Organism: Arabis nemorensis
Lineage: Eukaryota; Viridiplantae; Streptophyta; Magnoliopsida; Brassicales; Brassicaceae
Source: the annotation of a GenBank genome assembly